GAUAUUUUGUUCCCCUCUUUCUCGAAACUAAAUCCCUAAACCCUGCUACUGCGAAUCAUCUCUGCUUUCUCGAACCAAGCAACACAGAAACCCGAUGUUGAUGGCCAAGGAAUUGCCUGAAGACUUGGUGACACAGAUUCUGCUAUGCCUUCCGGUCGUCUCUCUCUUGCGUUUCAAGUCCGUCUGCAAAUCCUGGUACGCUCUCAUCACAAACCAAAACUUCAUAACAAAACACCUCCUACACAACAAGAACAGCAACACCCAGCAUCUCCUCCUUACAACGCGCGACAAAACUAUUGUAUCCACGAUUUCUCAAGAAACACUCCACAUAUCCCAUACACCUCUACCUCCACGGUAUCUUGGGAUCGACAAAAAGAUACCAGUUUUUGUCGUGGGUUCUUGCAAUGGUCUCGUUUGUCUCCACGAUUUCCAUGAGUUUUCUGUGGAUGAAAACUAUUUCUAUGAAUUCCAUGAUGUUAUAUGGAACCCUGCAACUAAAGAAACAAAUGUUAUCCCCAAAUCAAACCUGCGCAGCAUAAUUACCCCUGCUCAUUAUCACAAUAGAAUUCAAGCUAUGGGAUUUGGUUUUGAUGCCAAAACUAAUGACUACAAGAUAAUCAGGAUUCUUGCUAUCUCUGACUACGAAGGAGUUAUACAACGAAGUGAGGUAUACAGUUUAAAUUCCGAUUCUUGGAGAGAAGUAGUUGAUGGACCCGGUUAUAAAGGUCUUAUAGAUAUGGGGAAAUGCAGCAAUGGGAUGGCCUCCUGGCUGGUAGAUGGUGUGGGUUUGCAGAUAUUAGAGCAAUAUUAUGACUAUGAGUGUUUGGAGAAAUUUGUUUUGUCAUUCGACAUGAGCGAUGAGGUAUUCCUAGAAACAGCAAUUCCAGAUAAUGUUAGAUCAGAUUCAUUUCUUACGCUUUUCGUGUUGAAUGAAUCAAUUGGAAUGGUUGAAUCCAUAAAUGUUGGUGUUGAUGAAAAAUACUUCGAAGUUACGUUUCAUAUAUGGUCGUUGCUUAAAGUUGGUAUUAAGGACUCUUGGACUAGGCUUUUCACUAUUGGACCAUUUAUAGAAUUUAACGAUUCAUUAGGAUUUCCAUUGCCAUUAGGAUUUUGGAAGAAUGACACCAUGUUCAUUGUAAAAUCUGACGGAGAACUGGUCUUGUAUGACCCCUUUACCAAACAAAUGACUAAACUCCAAGUUCAUGGUGACAGAGAGUCGUUGCAGUUGGUUACUUACAUGGAGACCCUAGUUUCUGUCAAGGGAGGAAAUGAAUUUAAAGAGCAAGAUAAUUGUUGACAAGGCUUGAGGGACAAGGCUUGAGGGACCAUCUUUCUAUGUAUCUUCCAAGAGUGUGUUUAUGCUGAGAUAAUAUUUUAUGCUUAUUCUUGUCAAAUGAUGUCUUUCUCAAAUAUUUAUACUCUUACAUUUAACCUAUAUUUCUUUUGGAACAAUUGUGAGAGAUUUUUAUGGUUAAAGAAGCAAAUUGUACAAGGGUUCUGCA
Alnus glutinosa is the source of this 1502-nucleotide messenger RNA. RefSeq names its product F-box/kelch-repeat protein At3g06240-like. Gene Ontology annotation, molecular function: protein binding. The record is from RefSeq and is a predicted model, not a curated record. The coding region runs from base 95 to 1297 and encodes 400 amino acids. The transcript has a single exon. NCBI's taxonomy places the organism in Eukaryota, Viridiplantae, Streptophyta, Magnoliopsida, Fagales, Betulaceae.